This is a messenger RNA of Dendroctonus ponderosae (mountain pine beetle), 600 nucleotides long. Its product is annotated as histone-lysine N-methyltransferase SETMAR-like. Lineage: Eukaryota; Metazoa; Arthropoda; Insecta; Coleoptera; Curculionidae. The record is from RefSeq and is a predicted model, not a curated record. The transcript has a single exon. The coding region runs from base 1 to 600 and encodes 199 amino acids. Gene Ontology annotation, molecular function: nucleic acid binding.
AUGGCUGAAGGUGUAGGCAUCUCAACUGAGAGGGUAUAUCACAUUUUACAUGAAUAUUUGGAUAUGAAAAAGCUAUCCAUACGAUGGGACGAUACGACGAUACGAUUGCUAACACUCGACCAUAAGCGGUCCCGUGUGACCAUUUCAAAUGAAUGUUCAGCGAGGUUCCGUCGCAAUCCGAACGAGUUUUUGCGACGUUUCGUAACGGUUGACGAAACGUGGAUCCACCACAGCACACCAGAGACCAAAGAACAAUCAAAACAGCGGGUUUCUUCAGAUGAACGUGCACCAAAGACGGCCAAAAUGGGUCUGAAGUCCCACAAAAUGAUCGCCACAGGUUUUUGGGAUGCACGAUACCUUAAAAAGGGUAAAACGAUCACUGGCGCAUAUUAUUCAGAGCUUUUGGACAGAUUCGAUGUUGACUUGAAGCUAAAAUGGCCGCAUUUGGGAAAAAAAGAGCUGUUUCAUCAGGACAAUGCACGGGUGCACACUUGUGUAGUCGCCAUAGCAAAAAUCCAUGAAUUAGGCUACGAACUGCGACCCCAACCAGCAUAUUCUCCAAAUUUAGCCCCUGUGAAUAUUUCCUGUUUUCAAACCUGA